UUGUUCAGUCCGCCAGAGUGCCUUUCUCAGGGUAACACGCAUUUGGAUUUUGACGUGUGACAGUGUAGAGCUGCAACCAAAUCUGGGUGCAGAUUGAUGGUGUAUCGAAAUAAAGACGGUCGGUAAUGAAACAGUGAUUAAAAUGGCUGAAAGCAAAAGUGCGUUAAUCGCAAAAUCAGUGCAAAAACAUGCCGGACGGGCGAAGGAAAAGCUCCUUCAGAACCUGGGCAAAGUAGACCGGACGCUCGACGACAUCUUCGAAGAGCACCUCCAGAAUUUCAACAGGCAGCACCAGCAGGCCACGAGGCUGCAGAAAGAGUUCAACAACUACAUAAGAUGUAUACGAGCCGUCCAGACCGCAUCAAAGUCUCUAAUGGAGGCCAUCACUGAAGUGUACGAGAGCGGCUGGUCGGGCCACGACCUGCUGUACGUGCAAGCGCAGAGCAUGGAGAUGCUCUGGCAGGACUUCUCGCACAAGCUGGGCGACCAGGUGCUCAUCCCGCUCAACACCUACACCAACCAAUUCCCCGAAGUCAGGAAAAAAGUAGAGAAGCGUGGCCGCAAGCUGGUAGAUUACGACAGCCAGCGACAUAGCUUCCAGAAUCUUCAGGCCAACGCUGCCAAGAGAAGGGACGAUGUCAAGAUCACAAAAGGCCGCGAACAACUAGAGGAGGCGAAACGCACAUACGAGGUCCUCAACUCGGAGCUCCACGACGAACUGCCGGCGCUAUACGAUUCACGGGUCCUCUUCUACGUCAACAACCUGCAGACGCUGUUCAGCGCUGAGCAGCUCUUCCACAACGAGAGCUCUAAGGUGUUCGCCGAGCUAGAAGCGAUAACCGACAAGCUCGCCAACGAGUGCCAGCGCGGCUCGUACACGAAGAAAUCCAUCGCCAACAACAUCUCGCCAAUCUCCUCGCCCAAGACCAACACGCUCAACUCGAUCAACGGCAACGCUGCUUCGCCCACCAACACCGUACAAACGCCCCCCUCCCCCGCGCUCAACGGCGACUCCCCGCCGCCCGCGCCCGCGCGCCACGUGAGCGAGGAGCGCGACCGCUCCCCCGUCUCGCUCGCCGAGCCCGCUCCCCCCGCCGCCACCCCCGCCCCGGCCACGCCCAACGACGACGCGCCCACCAAUAACAACGAGGACAAGAAACUGGAGGAACUGUACGAUAUACCCGUUGGGACGCCGGUACCGCCCGAGAAGUUGAAUAAUAACGGCGAGGGAAAGAAACAAGUAGACGUAGAACAGAGUGUCAAAGAAAAGGACAAAGAGAAUGACAGUCCGAAGACGGACGAAGUGUACGACAUACCCGUUGGGGCGACGCUGGCCGGUCUGCCGGCGGGCGUGCUGUACCGCGUGCGCGCCACGUACCGCUACACGCGCGAGGACAGCGACGAGCUCAGCUUCGACGUCGGCGACACCAUUCGCGUCGUCGAGUACGAUGACCCCGAGGAGCAGGAGGAAGGCUGGCUAAUGGGCAUCAAGGAGGGAACGAACGAGAAAGGCAUGUUCCCGGCUAACUUCACGCGGCCCAUAUGAGGCGCUUGAGUAUGGCCUGCACCCUCGAGUUAGGUUUGACUUGCGUAUAGAUUACCAUUUGACCGCCAUCCAGACUUACGCCAAAAGUUAUGUUCAGUAGGAUAAAUCGUUCACGUUUUGGCUCAAGUCACUUAGUACCCUUACCUUACUUGCAAUACAAAUACAAAGUCAUGUCAUUAUGCGUGCAUAAUCAUGUCAAAUAAUGCGAAAAUCUCAGUACUCCGAACGCUUAGUUCAAAGUUCAAGUUGAUCAAUUAUAUUGACCAUUCAGGUUAAAUAACUAGGUUAAAUACUGAUUUUUCAGUAAUGUCACAGUCAGUCAAAAUCAAAUUCGUCACGUGGCGGUCAAACGGUUUCAAGUGUAUUGCGCAUUCUAAUUAUUGUUUCUUGUUGGGGAUGUGUUUUCACCCCUUGUUUAUAGUUGAUUUUUUUUAAGUUGACCGUUUAGAACUAGCUCUCAUAGUCUUAAACGGUCAGCUUAAAAGAAAUCAUCUAUACUCAAAAGUAAUUUGCCUCGACGGAGAUACGAGUUGAGAAUUCAGUCCUUUUAAAGGUUGUUUCCACGGUUGAAAGUACAUACACCAUUAAAAAUUGCCAAGUCAAUCUGCGUUGAAAUAUCAUCAAUCAUAUAUCACAUUGAUUGAGCUUAUAGGAAAACUCAAUACUUAUAUCCUUUAAGUUGGCAACUUUCUAUAUAAAUAGUUGAAUGCCCAUUACACUUUGUAUAUCAAUUUAGUUAAAGUUGUUAAAUGUUUAUAGAUAUCUAUUAUUUAUUAUGUUACAACGAAUAUUGAAUUUGAUUUUAUUAUCCCUUUUAUAACAGCUUCUAUAGGAUUUUUUUGUAUAUAAAUUUGAUGUAGAUCAUGAUUUUAGUCACUAUCAGUAUGGUGUAGGGUUAAAACAUUUUAAUUGUAUUACUAUGGACAUUAUUAAUUUAUUUUAUAGACCCUGUUUGACAAUAAUUGAAGCUCGAAAUGAUGAUUUUGCUCAUUUGUAAAGUAAUGGAUUCAAAAGAAGUGACCUUAAGUGUAAUAUAUUCGACAUUUUAACUUUUUAAACGAACAAAUAAAUCUUAUGCUUUUAUUUACAAUAUACCUACCUACCGUAUAUUUUAUUGUUAAGGUUGCAUAGCACAUUAAUCAAAAUUCCACAACAUGCCCAUUGUUUUUUUUUUAUUGAAUUAUUUUUACAUAUUUUACAUUUCCAUUACACAUUGCAUUUCAUGAUUUAUGGUCUAAAGUGGCUUGAUUGCAUUUCAAAUAAAAAUGUUCGUUACGAAGUCUAUAGUGUUAGUGGUCACACCGAAGAGUCCCGAGUCGAGUGAAUGUAACUUCAUGUAAUCAUAUAAAUUCAGUAUAAGUGUUAAUGUAUAUAAACUUAAUUUAGUUUUUUUUUGUUGACCCGUUUAUUUUAUUGUUAAUAAUUAUAACAUAGUUAGUAAUUUAUUCGAAUAUGUCAUUUUAUAUAUAGACAGAAACUCCGUAAUGUUUUCUAAAUAGGUUUUACUUUUUGUUAAAAUUAACAUUAUUAGUGAACUGAGUACUAACUUGUUAUGUUAAGGGAGCUUUUCAUUAACAGUGUUUAACAUUUUCCGAUCAAAAGACUAUAGUCUAUCAAGCCAUUUCAGACAGUAGAAAAAAGCGGCAAAUUUAAAAAAUGUAGAAAUAUAAAUUUCAAUUUCGCGCCUUUUUCUACUGACAACGUUGUUUGACAGAGAAUACAUUCGAGAUUCGAAUGCCAUUACAUCCAUCACUACUACUCCACCUAUAAAACUGUACUUUUUGGGUAGUGGCUAAAUAGUCUUUUAAUUCGGUACUACUUUAAGUAAAAGUGUUCUAGAUAGAUGUAACUUCCCAGAAAGAAAGAUAUUAAAACUCAAGUGUCAAAAAAUGGUGCUUUAUAUGCACAUAAGUAUUUAUAUAUCGCGUUGCAGUGGUAUGUUAUCUUUACACGGGUCUAAUAACGCCCCCGUCGUGUAAAAUAUUGAAUGUUGCGGAAAACUAGAGCUAUAAAAGAUCUUGUACCAAAUUCUGCCUUCAAAACCCGUAGGUUUUUAUAAAUUUAAAUCAAGAAUCAAUAUUUCUUAUACAAUUUUUAUUAGAAAUUGAAUGAAUGUUUGCAAAAGUUUGUCUAUGUGUGAACAGGGCUAUUUAUAAAACUGAAUAUGGAAAUUCGAAGUCUUACUGUCUGUUUUGCUCGAAUAUUGCAAGACCGACGGAGAUUAUCGAAUUUCGAUGUUCGCGGUAGCCGAAGGCCGGAUUGUGUAACGCCUUUAUGAACCAUAGAAAAUAAUUUUUAAAUAACCCACAGACUUUGAGAAACUUUUUAGACAUUAUGGUCUAUUUUUAUUAUAAUGUAGUCUGUGAAAGUGAUCGGCAAGCAUAGAGUACAUCCGGUACGCAAAUGCGAGUUGUGACUUCGUCAGCAGUGCCAUGCGAAAGGUCCAUAUAGGUGUUAAUAUAAGUUUGUUAGGACUUGUACAGUUUUUACAACUGCAAAUAAAAUGUUUCUCACA
Messenger RNA from Cydia fagiglandana, 4061 nucleotides. It is a transcript of the gene Amph, whose product is annotated as myc box-dependent-interacting protein 1. The transcript is spliced from 10 exons. The record is from RefSeq and is a predicted model, not a curated record. NCBI's taxonomy places the organism in Eukaryota, Metazoa, Arthropoda, Insecta, Lepidoptera, Tortricidae. Gene Ontology annotation, cellular component: plasma membrane; cytoplasm. The coding region runs from base 143 to 1546 and encodes 467 amino acids. Gene Ontology annotation, molecular function: phospholipid binding; protein binding.